Messenger RNA from Toxorhynchites rutilus septentrionalis, 2256 nucleotides. RefSeq lists its product as uncharacterized. The record is from RefSeq and is a predicted model, not a curated record. NCBI's taxonomy places the organism in Eukaryota, Metazoa, Arthropoda, Insecta, Diptera, Culicidae. The transcript has 3 exons. The coding region runs from base 489 to 2177 and encodes 562 amino acids.
AUCCGGUGAAUCCACACAGAUAGUUCCAUACGCGCCAAGUCAUAAUCAUUAACGCAACGGCACUUCGCCCCUUCGCUGUGACGCUGUAUAUAAAUAAAUUAUUGGAAUUACUGCGACGUUUUCACGCACACAAUUUCUAGAACACCUGUCACCAUAUGUUUUCAUCCCAUGACUAUUUUUAUCAACAUAAAGCGGGAAAAAUACUUUUACAAGAAUUUCCUCUCUCAUGGGACUCGAACAUUAGUUUUACUGGAGGUUUGCGCAGAGUGAGUAUAAUGCAAACCGCGCAUGAGUUUCUUGUUCCAGUUCAGAGCAAGUGCAACAACCCAAUGGUCCGUGUAAUUUGGAAAUUUGGCAAACUUGGAGAGUGUUGUAUUCAAGCACAGCGCUAAGUGAAACAAACAAACAAUUAACCACGCGCCUGGAAACACCAUUGUGCGAGCUGUAAUCUUCCGCUCUUCGUAAUAGAUGCAAACGCGCUGUGCAAUAUGAGUGUUUUUUUAAUGAUCCACCUCUUGAAAAUGACUUACGAAAAGAUGGACACAUUUUACGAUCUGGACCGGAUAUAUGCAACCAUUGAGCGAAUGCUUGUGCUGAUUCGGCAGCUGUCCGGAGUUUCACGGCUUGGCGAAAGUGGACGAUCUCUAUCGCUGGAACUGCAGCUGCUUAAUACGAUCGAUGAAAAAAGCUACCAGGUCCAGGAACUGCAGACUGCUGGCGAAUAUUUGUUUGGCCAGUUCAAAAUAAUUUAUACGGUAAACAAGGAAUUGUACACGCAGCUAAAUAAACGAGGAAGUAAAAUUUUCGAGUUGGAUCAGCAAUUACGAGAACAAGGGAAGCCCAAAUGUUUGUACUACAUGGCGGAUGUGAUUAAGUACGAACCCGCCUUGCUGGCUAUGCAGAAAGUGUUGGACAGGACUAUGCGAGAAAUAAGAAUUUUAAAAAAUCAGAGAAACAAUCACAAGCUAGAGCUAUGCGUCAGUCACAUACGGAAAGCGAGUUUCGACAAAGCAUUUGAUGAGUUAUUUUCGUUUGAAAAUAGCAUUGAAUAUUUACUGAAAAUAAUAGAGCAAGUGCUUGAAGGAUCAAUAUGGAGAUUGGUUAAUAUAUUACAAUUUUUGAAGGGAUAUUAUUUAUUUCAAAAAUCAAAUUCGGAAAACACAUUUGUUGUUGGGUGUGAGCUUUUAGUACAGCAUCUCAAAUCUAUAGUUCUGUUUCGUCGCGUCGAAACAUUAAUGAUAUACAGUUUAAUCAACGAUGUACUGAACGGAACCCACCAUUUAGAAGAUUUUUCUCGAGAUCGUUUACAAAUCCUCGUCAUAGAUUUAUCAGCCAACAAAACACUGGCUGUCAACCAAAUACAGAACGAUCCUGACGAAUCAAGUUCUUUUGCGAAACUGUUCGAUAACAUUUCCGAGGAUCUUCUCCGUGAAUUGAUAAGGCUGUCAUAUCGAGGAUGUCCUCCCAAUCUGAAAAACAUUCUUAAAUUCAUUCAUUGUCUUCCGAGUGUUGACCACGAUAUACUUUGCUAUCGUGAAUUAUACUCCGAGAUGCUACAGAUGGAUCUUUCUAGAUCUCACUCAAUUUUCGCCUUAGCCCAUCACAUUAGAAUGACAAUGCAACAUAGAAAUUACGCGCAAGCAAUUCACGCUUCGGAAUUAGAUGAACUGAAAUCUAUCCUACCUCAAAAUGUGUGCAGUAUUAUAUGGAAACACGUUUUCAUUUCACGACACGAAUCCCGAGUGCUGAUGAAGUUCAGCGGUGCUGGCAAGGAGGUUGGAUUCACGCGUUACACAGCGGAUAAAAAUCGCUUCGAGUUCGAACCAGUCGACGAAGGAAAUUCGUUUCGAAUUCGUAACGUUGCGACCAAUGCUUACCUGGUGGAAAUAGGAGGACGUCCGACGGUCGUGGGAUCCAAUUGUGACGCUUCCGAUUAUAGCGGUCAUUGGAAGUUAUUACCCCACGAAAACUGUACCUUUUUCAGAAUAGCGAACUCUUGUUCAGGAAGAUACUUGUAUUCCAAAUUUUCCGUGGGUUACGAGUAUGAUUUCUAUAGCUGCCCAGAAAUACUCUGCCUAACGGACGAUGAAACAGUACUUAGUGAGGGUAAUUCCUAUUGGAAGAUUGAAGAUUUUUCGCUCGUCCACAGACGCGACUCAGAGUGUGUGAUGUUGUAACGUUUGUUCUGUACAUAGAAAAUUGUGAUAUUUAAUCAGUAUAUUUGUUAAAUAAAUCUGCAUAUGCAAAGAAAAACUA